UAAUUCAAACAAACAGGGUUAGAUAUUGGAGUAGAGGCAAGAUGUAGAUGCAUUUUUAAGAUCAAAAAGGAGAUUGUUAGAGACACAUGAAACACAGCUGAGCCUGGAGGCAGGGGACUUCUGUGGGGCGGGGGUUUCUGCGGGAAAGUCUGAGUGGCUCUGUCACAGGAGAGGAGGGAGGGGCUCCGGAAAGUCCUGUGUCUGGGAAUUGGGGCCAGUGUGGAAGCCAGCCUGUUUCCCAGAGUGCCCUGGUCCACCUGGCCCCAGAGACGGCGAGAAGGGGAGAGAGAGAGAGAGCGUGUGUGUAUGCGCACGCAGGGUGGUGUGUCUGUGGGUGUGCUGGGGGUUGGUGGUGGAGGGGGAGGAGGACCAGGAAGCAGAGCCACUGUACAGGGCUGUGCAGCCUGUGGCAGACGGCCUCACACACACAAAGGCACACAGAUGCGAGCCGUGUGAAUCACCCAGCCAGUGAGUCAGCCCCCAGGAUUCCUGUCGGGGGAAUGAGCAAGGCCCGGCUGAGGCUGUGUGUGAUCAGACCCCAGAGUGCCCCCUGCCCCGCCAUGACUGGGCCACUGAAGAGGAAGUUUGACCAGCUGGAUGAGGACUCCUCCUCGCUCUGCUCCUCCUCCUCCUCGUCCUCCUCGGGCCGUCCUUCUCGGUCCUGCUCUCCAAGCUCUUCAGCCUCCCCAGCCCGGGACUCCGAUGAGGAGGGCCCCUGGGAUCAGUUGCCCUUGCCUGACCGGGACUUCUCUGGCCCCCGGAGUUUCACCCCCCUGUCCAUCCUGAAGCGGGCUCCCCGGAAGCGGCCAGGCCGCGUUGCCUUCGAUGGCAUCACCGUCUUCUACUUUCCACGGUGCCAGGGCUUCACCAGCGUGCCCAGCCGUGGUGGCUGCACUCUGGGUAUGGCCCCUCGCCACAGCGCCUGCCGCCGCUUCUCCCUGGCUGAGUUCACCCAGGAGCAAGCCCGGGCACGGCGUGAGAAGCUGCGCCUACGCUUGAAGGAGGAGAAGCUGGAGGCGCUACGGUGGAAGCUUGCAGAGACCGGGGUACCACUCACAGUGGACACCAUUGAUGACGCCUCCGUGGAAGAGGACUUGGCUGUGGCCGUGGCCGGCGGCCAGUUGGAGGAGAUGACCUUCCUACAGCCCUACCCGGCCCGGCGACGGCGGGCUCUGCUGCGGGCUGCCGGCGUGCGGAGGAUCGAUCGUGAGGAGAAGCGGGAGCUGCAGGCUCUGCGCCAGUCCCGGGAGGACUGUGGCUGUCGCUGUGAUCGGGUCUGUGACCCCGAGACCUGCAGCUGCAGUCUGGCGGGCAUCAAGUGCCAGAUGGACCACACCGCGUUCCCCUGCGGCUGCUGCAGGGAGGGCUGCGAGAACCCCAAGGGCCGUGUGGAAUUUAAUCAGGCCCGCGUGCAGACCCAUUUCCUCCACACGCUCACCCGCCUGCAGCUGGAGCAGGGGGCUGAGAGCCUGGGGGAGCUGGAGGCCCCGGGCCAGGGUGGCCCAGCCAGCCCCGGUGAGCAGGUCCUGGCCCCCGCUUUCCCACUGGCCAAGCCCCCCGGGAGCAGUGAGCUGGGAGACAACAGCUGUAGCAGCGACAUGACUGACUCCUCCACAGCUUCGGGCACGAGCGAGGCCCUGGGCAGCACCGCCCACCCAGCCCUGCCUGGCCCUGGCUUCCAGCCCGACGUGGACGACGACAGCCUGGCCCGGGUCCUGAGUCUCAGUGACUCGGACCUGGGCGGGGAGGAGGAGGAGGAGGAGGAGGACGGGGGGGUGGGGAACCUCGACAACCUCAGCUGCUUCCACCCAGCUGACAUCUUUGGGACUGGUGACCCUGGUGGCCUGGCCAGCUGGACCCACGGCCAUUCCAGCUCUAGCCUCGCGUCGGGCAUCCUGGACGAAAACGCCAACCUGGAUGCCAGCUUCUUCCUCAACAGUGGCCUCGAAGGGCUGGGAGAAGGCAGCCUCCCCGGCACCUCAGUGCCGCCUAGCUCGGACGCUGGCCAGAGCAACUCUGUGGACCUCAGCUUGUCUUCCUGCGACUCCUUCGAGCUGCUCCAGGCCCUGCCGGACUAUAGCCUCGGGCCUCACUACACCUCCCGGACGGCGUCGGACGGCCUGGACAAUCUCGAGGCCCCCUCCUUCCCCUGGCCUGCCUUUUCUCCCCCGGGGGACGCUGGCGCUUGCUUCCUGGAGCCUGUCGUGGGCCUGCCGGACCCCGCUGCUGAGGCCCUGGCCCCCUUCAUAGACAGCCAGUUGUUUGAGGACACUGCCCCAGCGCCCCUGGUGGAGCCGGUGCCGGUGUGAUGACUAGGGUACCUUUUCACGGCCCCGAGAGCCCUGUUGCUGCUUUGUUGUAAUUUGGGGGCUCCCUGAGGUCUGUAUGUUAAGGGUUUCCCGUUGGCUGGCUCAUCCAUGCGGGCGCUCCUGAUUUUUGUGCAACACUCUGGAUUGAUUUAUUUAUUUUUGUAACUUUUCUGUGCUGAAGAGAGGGUGGGGAGGGGGCUUUCCCUUUUGGCCCCCCGGCCCCCCUCCCCCCACCCCCCAAAGCUCACACAGUCUCUCCUUCCACUUCCAUGGUGUGUGCCCAGAACAGGAGGAAACAGGGCUCCCCUGGAGCUUUGCAGACCCCUUUUCGGUCUCAUAUGUUCCUCAGCCCGAACAAGACGGGGCUGAAAUCAGCCACUUCUAAUGGCUUCUCCUGCCACCCUGAGCCCCAGACCCAUGGGUGGCUGUGUUUUCUGGACUGUGAAGACUAUAAUUUAUUUCCAUAAUUUAUUCGGAGACUAGGAGGCGUAGGCUUCUCCCCGCUGGCUGGUGGGCAGUGCUGGGAUUGGGGCGGGGCACAGACCCCGUGAGCCCCUUUUGCCUUGUAGUCCAACCCUGCCCUACCUGGGCUUUGGUACAAACCAGGUGUGGAUUGGGGCCCUUCGGCCCUCUUGUGGCAGCUGCCUGGCUCCUGGCGGGUGGCUGAGGACAGCGUCUAGGUAGGGGGCUGGGCCGACCGACCAUGACCAAAGCCUGCCUCUGCCCCACACAGCCCCCUCUGCGUCCUGCCCUCUGCCGGCCCAUCUUCCUCCCCAAAGGCCACAGCCUUUAUUCUGGGCCCACUGAUGUCGAAGGGAAGCAGGAGAGAGGACCCAGAGAGGGCAAGGGGCUAGCCUUGGGGCCCACAGCACGCCCCUGACUACUGUCUCAGGGCUUUCUGGGCACAGCAUGCCCCAGUCUGGGCCACCUGCCCAUGCCCUGAGGCCAGUUGGCUGGGGUGAGGGGUGGCCCCUGUGGCUUUUAUGCCCUACGUUUGCUGAUGCUGAGUUUUGCAUCCUAAUUUCUGUAUCGUCCUUGAGUGUUAGAACUAUAAUUUAUUCAUUUUUCUCUAUGUCUGUGCCAAGAAGCCCAGGCUCUGGGCCUGCCUUCUUGCCCAGGAGGCCUUGCCAGCCUGCGUGCUUGUGGGAACACCUUGUACCUGAGCUUACAGGUACCAAUAAAGAGGCUCUAUUUUUAA
Messenger RNA from Callorhinus ursinus (northern fur seal), 3507 nucleotides. RefSeq names its product cysteine and serine rich nuclear protein 1 (gene CSRNP1). Gene Ontology annotation, molecular function: DNA-binding transcription factor activity, RNA polymerase II-specific; sequence-specific DNA binding. The record is from RefSeq and is a predicted model, not a curated record. Gene Ontology annotation, cellular component: nucleus. Gene Ontology annotation, biological process: regulation of transcription by RNA polymerase II. NCBI's taxonomy places the organism in Eukaryota, Metazoa, Chordata, Mammalia, Carnivora, Otariidae.